Rasamsonia emersonii CBS 393.64 is the source of this 1788-nucleotide messenger RNA. RefSeq lists its product as uncharacterized. The record is from RefSeq and is a predicted model, not a curated record. The transcript has 2 exons. The coding region runs from base 1 to 1788 and encodes 595 amino acids. NCBI's taxonomy places the organism in Eukaryota, Fungi, Ascomycota, Eurotiomycetes, Eurotiales, Trichocomaceae.
AUGUGGAAGAAAGUGCAGAUGAACCGCUUGCGAGAGUCCAAGAUGGGCGCUCCUAUCGUUGUUGACACCAAUGUCGACCAGGCUGUUCUUCAGUCCAUUUCAGGCAAUCCGGUCGCAAGGGGCUUGAAUGCCGGUUACAAGGGUGUUUCAAAGGAUCUGCCAGCUCUGCCACCUGAGGCGACAGAUCCAAACGCCGACCCGCACCCGGGGCGUCGCAUCCCUUCGUCCAUCUACUCUCGCGAUGUCUCCGAUUUCAACGCCUACAUGCAGGAAAACACGGUGACUCGCCCCAAUGCAGGUUAUUCCGGCUAUGCGCCUGCCGGAGACCACCCGGACAUUUCUCCUCCAGACUCCCCCAUUGAGUACGACGGGUCCCGUCGGCCCGAAAGCCCAGAUAUCUCUCCCAUCAGCGAUACGCCCGAGCAGACGUUCCCUUUGGUCAAAAAGCAGACCAGAUUCGACAGCAAACUGCCCGUCUUACGCAAGGACACUCAACCCCAACAACCGUCGGCAGGUCAGCAUUCGGAAAGGACAAAAUGGGAUGACAUGUCAGGAGAACCAACUACCAGCGACUCGGGGAAGACAGGACAGGUGGCUCCCAGCGACAGCCCAUACCAACGGCACGUUGAGUCUAGGACGUCGGGCAAGCAGGGCUCUACCCUCCUAGGCUCCGGGAAAGAAAAAAUCCAGGCCGGGAAGAUAUUCUUGAAAGCCCGCGAUCAUGCCAGCAAAGACAAGAAGGAUCAGAAACCAGCUGCUCGUGAGCCGUGGAAGGGCCCCAGUGGCCGUUCUCCCCUUGUCAAUCCCAUCGAAAGCAAACCGGCCUCGCAAGCCAGGAUGUUUAACAGGUCGCCAUCGCCCGCUGACAGUUUGAACUUUGCAACUCUGCAUGGAUAUACGAUAACCACGGUUACCGCGGGUAAUAGCAAUAAUAGCCAUGCAGACAAAAAGCGAACAGAAGACAAGAAGCGAACGGAAGAGAAAAAGCGAGCAGAGGAUAAAAAGCGGGCGGAGGAUAAAAAGAACACCAAGACCUCGCAGUCCUCUGCAGCCCAGUUGUCUUCACAAAAAGCUACUGUCAACUUGAGUCAAGCCGGGACGUCAGCGGGGAGCAAUGCGCAGACUGGUCAAACUCCAGAGUCUCGUGGCAACGAGAACACGUCACUGCGAGUCGAUCCUGCGGAGUCUAGUUUGGCCUCCAUAUUUCAGGACUUGAAUAUCUCCAAUGAGCCUGGAAGCCGAUUCAGCGCGACAACAUGUACGACUACGGAAGCCAGUACCUCUCGAUCUGAGAGUCCUCAAGUUGAGCCCAAAACCGACCCUCCGCCCGCGCCCGCCCCUCAGGAAUCGAUCAUCAAUAGAAAACGACCGAUUCCCAAGGCCGGAGUCUCGGCAAAGAGCACCACUCGCAAGCCGACCCCGUCUGCCGCCGCUAAUUCUGACGCGGAGAAAUCCAAGUCGGUGCCAGAGGGCCCUCCGGAAGUCCAGGUGCAGAAUCGGAUCGAUUCACUCGAAGCGAGGCGCAAGGAGCUUGCCGUUCGCAAAGCCAACAUCAACACCAUCAUCUACGAGCUGACGCAGGUCAUCCAGCCCAGCUCGAUCGCUUACGACAUGGCGACGCGGGACGAGGUCAAGCGGACGGUCGCCAGUCUGAACAACGAGCUGGACGACAUCAAAAAGGAGGAGCACGACAUUGGCUUGAAGUUGAUCCGAGCGUGGAAGAAACGCGACGAGCUGGAGGCCUACGAUGCGUCGUCGAGUUUGUGGGUCAAGCGCGUCACGAGCUGA